AUGAACACUGGGAUUUGGCCACAGGGUCUAAAGAAGUUUGAAUGCCAUAAAAAUAACCUGCAUCAUGUGGGGUCGCUCAUUUCUAAGGACGAACGAAUUGUUUUACCAUCGGCCCUUCGACAAAAAGCAUUGGCUUCAGCUCAUAGUGGUCACGUGGGUGAAGCCGCAAUGAAGCGCAUUCUGCGUGAGUAUUUCUGGUGGCCAGGAAUGGCCACAGAAGCAAUCAAAUAUGUAAAAAGCUGUAACACCUGCACCAUGCUUGCUAGAAAAAAUCCACCAAUUCCACUGUCGAAUAGAGAAAUGCCAAACGAGCCUUGGGAGAUACUUCAAAUUGACUUUCUGUCACUCCCUAGAGUUGGUUCUGGUGAAUUUCUAAUAGCCAUUGACACAUAUUCUCGUUACCUCUCAGUUGCUGAAAUGAGAAAAACGGACGCAGAAACGACAAACUUGGCUUUGAUGGAGAUCUUCAAGCCAUGGGGACUACCGAAAAUAGUACAGAGCGAUAACGGUCCUCCUUUCCAGAGUUCACUAUUUUGUAAAUUUUGGGAAGAAAAAGGCGUUAGAAUAAGGAAAUCGAUACCACUUAGUCCGCAGUCUAAUGGAGCGGUGGAGCGCCAAAAUCAAGGCCUGAUAAAAGCGGUUUCGGCCGCAAGAAUCGACGGUAGAAAUUGGAAGUCAGCCCUAAAUGAAUAUGUUCAUAGGCACAACACCGUUGUCCCACAUUCUAGACUUCUAGUAACGCCAUUUGAGUUGAUGGUUGGUAGAAAAUACCGAGGUGUCUUUCCAUGCUUGUGGAACGAGAGACAUAAUAAAGAAUUGGACAGAAUAGACGUUCGUGAAAGGGACGCAGAAACGAAACUUGUUAGUAAGAAAUACGCUGACUCAAUUCGAGGCGCCAAGGAAUCUCAAAUUACUGUAGGCGAUUUUGUUAAAGUAGCCGUUCAAAAAAAGACAAAAACAGAUCCAAAUUUCUCUGCAGAUCGCUACCAAGUUGCAGCGAGACAAGGCGCAAAAGUAGCGGUCAUGAACAAGAAUGGAGUUUUGUAUUCACGGAACGUGCAGGAUGUUAAAAAGAUUAUUAGUGAUGACGAUACAUCUGAAAGUGAAGAUCAUAUCUCAGAGCCAACCCAUGUUGAAGCACCCGUAGAGGAACCUGUUCAAGGUGAUGAAGUGGAGAAGCCGAAUCCCAAAAAGUUCAAUUUACGAGAUCGCGAAAACCUUUCACGUUCAUCCAGAUUUAACGAUACAUUCUUGUAUAGUGUUGACGAUUGA
Molecule: messenger RNA, 1272 nt
Organism: Uranotaenia lowii
Lineage: Eukaryota; Metazoa; Arthropoda; Insecta; Diptera; Culicidae
Exons: 1
Coding region: 1-1272 (423 amino acids)
Biological process (GO): DNA integration
Molecular function (GO): nucleic acid binding
Source: RefSeq, a predicted model, not a curated record